GUCGAUCAUAUAGGCCUGCUUUUCCUCCUUUUCCCUUUCUCAUCUCAACAUCUCCAUCAGCAUCCUUCCACCCGAGUACAACUGCGCCAGGUCAGCAUUCACCAGUAACCGAAUCAACAUGUCCCCCGCAACCUCUGCCCAGAAUGGCGCCAGCAUCUCAAGCGCCGAUGUCAUGCACCUCGAACACGAACACUCUGCCCACAACUACCACCCUCUCCCAGUCUGCUUUGAGAAGGGUGAAGGAGCUCACGUUUGGGACCCCGAGGGCAACGAGUACCUCGACUUUCUCUCUGCUUACUCCGCUGUCAACCAAGGCCACUGUCACCCCGAGAUUUUGAAAUCCCUCGUCGAGCAAGCGUCAAAGCUUACCCUUUCCUCUCGAGCCUUCUACUCGUCCAACCUUGGUCCCUUUGCCAAGAAGAUCACCUCCAUGUUCGGAUACGACAUGGUUCUUCCCAUGAACACUGGUGCUGAAGCCGUUGAGACUGCUAUCAAGCUUGCCAGGAAAUGGGGUUACGAGAAGAAGAAGAUUCCCGAUGGCAAGGCCAAGGUACUUUCUGUCGAGGGCAACUUCCACGGAAGGACCAUUGGUAUCAUCUCCAUGUCUACUGACCCCGAAUCAAGGAAUGGCUUCGGCCCGUUCUUGGAUAACGUGGGACCUCAGUGGGACACUGGAUUGAUCAGGUACAACCACCCUGAGGAUCUGGAGAAGGUGCUCGAAAAGCACGGAGAGGAGGUCGCUGCGUUCUUGGUUGAGCCCAUCCAGGGUGAAGCUGGUAUCUACGUGCCCGACGAUGGUUACCUGGCCAAAUGUGCCGAAAUCUGCAAGAAGCACAACGUACUCUUGAUUUGUGACGAGAUUCAGACUGGUCUUUGUCGAACCGGCAAGAUGCUCUGCUACGAGUGGGACAACAUCCGACCCGACAUGGUCAUCCUCGGCAAGGCUCUCUCCGGUGGCAUGUACCCUGUCUCCUGCGUGCUGGCAGACAAGGAUAUCAUGCUCUGCAUCAAGCCAGGAGAGCACGGCUCCACUUACGGCGGUAACCCCCUCGGUUGCGCCGUCGCCAUGACCGCCCUCGACGUCCUCGUCAAGGAAGACCUCGCUAACCGCUCUCAAAAGCUUGGUGAAAUCUUCCGAUCCGAGCUUACCAAGCUCAACUCGCCGUUCAUCAAGCUCAUCAGAGGCAGAGGUCUGUUCAACGGUGUAGUGAUCGAUGAGACUGCGAGCAAGAAGGGCAGGACUGCUUGGCAGCUUUGUUUGUUGAUGAAGAGCAAGGGUCUGCUGGCCAAGCCUACGCAUGUCAACAUUAUUCGAUUCGCUCCCCCACUCGUCAUUAGCGAGGAAGACAUCCGCAAGGCCGUCAAGAUCAUCGGCGAGUCGCUUGCUGAGCUUGACACCCUUGAGAAGAUUCCUGGAGAUGAAGGAGAAGAGCACGAUGCUGUUAUCGAGCUUGAGGACUAGGUUCACCGAAGAUUCGGCGAACGAGGACAAGGCGUUUCAAGCCUCUUGAAGUAGAUCCAAAACGAGAUUCCCAUUCAAUAUAGUGCUCGCUGUACUCCCGUGCAUAUCUCUGUAAUUCAUACCUAUCAUAUGCAUAGACCUUCAGUAGAGGAGCUCAGGUGUAUCCUGAGCUUUCGUUGCUAGACAAAGCAAGUAUGUAUCAAUGUCACUAGAGGUAUAACUAGCAAAUUAUACCGUACGAGUACUGAUUAGUAUAGUCAUUCACUGCCUCUCAACAAAGGUCAUUUAUAACAGCGCUAUGCGCUGUCAGCGAAAUGGAUCCUUUCAGACCUGAUGCUACACGAAAGCGCACUGCUAUCACAACCAAAAUCAAAGCGUUAUCCAGAGAGAAGCAAGCGGAUUUAGAAGCGAAAUUCGCGGUGAGGGUUGCAUAGCAAACUUUCAUGGAAGUGUUGCUUUUGAAUCCGC
Messenger RNA from Cryptococcus amylolentus CBS 6039, 1930 nucleotides. Its product is annotated as ornithine-oxo-acid transaminase. Gene Ontology annotation, cellular component: cytoplasm. The transcript is spliced from 9 exons. The record is from RefSeq and is a predicted model, not a curated record. Gene Ontology annotation, molecular function: identical protein binding; pyridoxal phosphate binding; L-ornithine transaminase activity. Bases 119 to 1462 code for a protein of 447 amino acids. NCBI's taxonomy places the organism in Eukaryota, Fungi, Basidiomycota, Tremellomycetes, Tremellales, Cryptococcaceae.